GUGAAAUUUUAUAUCUGCGUACUCCUGUGUAACCACAGCCCACACCGAGGUAUUUUCAGCACCAGGCAGAUCCCUCCAUAUCGUCCACAGUGAUCUUCUCCAGGGCAACCUAUAGGUACAUUGGCCUGUGCUUAGAGCUUCCUAGACAAGUCCUCCCUUGUUUCAUUUUUUGACAGUGUUGCUCUAGCUGGGCACUGCACUCAGCAGGGGAGGGCUGGGCACUUCCUUACCCUUAGUAGGCAGUGGUGUGACUCAGUACAGGGUUUGCAUCACCUAUUAACUUUUGUGGCUGUGUAACACGGAGACAAUGGCCAUGUCAACUUGGGAGUGUUACGAGGAUCAGUAUCUGUACAAUGCUUCAUGUAAAUCUUUGUGAUAAACAGCUCUAUAUUCAGGGCUGGCUCCAGUAGGAAAUCAUCAAAUACCUAUCUUAAACUGUCUGCUUGUGGGAUAGAUUUCUUCUGUUGGACGCUGUAUCCGUGUGUAGGCAACUUUAAAGGGGUAAAGAUUCAGUAUGGCUCCCAGUUUCUGUCUAUGGUACUUAGCUCCUGUUAUUCUAGGCUGGCGGUGAGGCGGAACACUAAGGCCAUGGUAACCUGUGGAGGAGAAAGCUGCGGAGAGAAAGGGAUACAGGACGGGGCCAGGGUAAGAGAGAGUCUCCAAGGACACACCCCGGCCUUCUCCAACGAGGCUCUGCUUACUCUUCGCCACCUCGUAAUAAUGCCAUCAUAUUGUGACUACAUGAGAGCAUUAAUUCACUGGUUAGGGCAGAGCCCCCAGGAUCCAAUCUCUCCCGAAAAGGCCAUCAGCUGACAGACAGCCAAGGUCCCCAGCACAUGAGCCCACAGAGGGCAUUUGAGAUUCAAAGCACUACUUGGCACCCCCAGAACUUCAUUUUAGGAAUAAAGUUGCGCGGCUUAGGAGAUCUGCAAGAUUUCUUGGACCUUCUGGAAUUAAAUACUGCGCCUCUGGUUUGUUUCCUCUGAUUUUUAGCAGCCCGAGUCACAGGAAGAUUUGUGGGCAAAUGGGUCAGCACGUUGUUCUUUCUCAGUAUAGCGCCUUCAUUUCAGUACAGCGUUUACUUAGCAAGCGCCAAGCUCCGUCAUUCAUGUUCCGUUUGUACCUCGCUCUCUCUCCAGGUGAGGCCCAGUCUCUAGGGCAAUCUCACCGUGGCGCCAUCUCCCUUUCAGGAGCAUCCAUUUCAGGAUCUGCGGCGGUCCCUUUAAGGCCCUGGAAAGGGCCGGCUCGUCGGUUGGGCGGAAAGGCCACGCCCCCGUCACGUGUCCUUGGUGCCAUUGGGCGGAGCCAGAGCCUCUAAGUUGCCGUCACUUCCGGCUCUCUGUCAGUCCGGAGCGAGCGAGCCAGCUAGAGGCUGUUGGACGGCAGGAGCGGAGCAAUGCCUAAAUCAAAGGAACUUGUUUCUUCAAGCUCUUCAGGCAGUGAUUCUGACAGCGAGGUUGAAAAAAAGUUAAAGAGGAAAAAGCAAGUUGUUCCAGAAAAACCUGUGAAGAAGCAGAAGCCUGGUGAGACUUCUAGAGCUUUGGCAUCUUCCAAGCAGAGUAGCAGCAGCAGAGAUGAUAACAUGUUUCAGAUUGGGAAGAUGAGAUACGUCAGUGUUCGGGACUUUAAAGGAAAAAUUCUAAUUGAUAUUAGAGAAUAUUGGAUGGACUCAGAAGGUGAAAUGAAACCAGGGAGAAAAGGUAUUUCUUUAAACAUGGAGCAAUGGAGCCAACUGAAGGAACAGAUCUCGGACAUAGAUGAUGCAGUAAGAAAACUGUAAAAUCUGAGCCAUAUCAAACCUGUACUGUUGUAGUUGUUUUAAUCUGUCUUUUUACAUUGGCUUUUGUUUUCUAAAUGUUGUUUUCCAAGCUGUUGUAUAUUUGGAUUGCAGAACAAUUUGUAAGGUGAAUACUUUUUUUUAAUGUGCAUUAUUAAAAUGUUCUGAGUGAAGCUAAAUGUCAUCUUUAUUAAAGAGAAUUGCAUUGUGCCCUCUACCUAGUGUAAAAUAAAGUCAGAUCAUUACAAUCUUAACUGUUGUAGCCUUUUUUGAUCAAAAGACUAGUUACUGUUUAAGGCCAAAAGAACAACCUUUACAGGCACAUAAUUGAUGCGGCCUUUACAUUCAGAAGGAUUUGUAUUGCAUUGAGCUUCUUAGAGGAUUGCUUUGUGAAGUGCAUACUCAGUCUCUUCCUUUCUAACUAAAUUUGUUGAAUUUUCCUCUCCACAACAAUACUUUUUCUUCCGUUUUCCUAAUAACUUACUAUUUCAUGUUCAAUUUUUACAUCACUCUUUACUUGGAUAUAUUAUGCUGGUUUGGAAAGUCAAACUGUCAUUGUUAGUCUACUGUGUUAAAUCUUAGCAGAUAGUUGUGGUAACAUGGCUUGUAUGAGAACUCCAAGCAAGUGUAUGUCAUUACUCAUAGCUCUGUGUAGGUGUUGCUUAGUCUACAGAACAUAGUGACUUGAUGUCUGAUGAGCUUUCACUUAGUAAACGUAUUCACACUGGGAUGGUGUCUGUAAAGUCAGAUGUUAAACUAGAUUAGACUUUAGUAAAAUUGUGAAACUUCCUGGCCUACUAUUCUAAUGAAUGUGGAUUAUAUGUGGACAUGUCACUGAGCUUUACUGUCUUGGUAGGUUAUGUGGACAAUUUUAAAGACUUGGCUGUUUUAAUCUGGACAAGAGACUUCUAGACUUCAUGCUAACUAAGUUUGAUGGACACUGUUCAUUGGUUUUCAUUUUAACCACAAUGAUAGACAGGCACAGAUUUCAGGACUAUUGCUCUAGUGAAUAGGGCAGUGUUCCUUAGAGAAAGAGUGCCUACGAAGAAACUUCACCACACUGAAGGGACCUGGCCUGUGAUGAGAAAGGGAUUUUCUUGAAAUUAAAUGGUGCACAUGAUAUUUGGUGACAACAGUAUGACAGUGCUAGGUAGAACAAUAAGUAACAAGGAUGGUUUAAAGACAUGUAAAUUCUAACUGCCAGUACGCGCUGCCAUAUCAGAAUUGCAUUAUCUUAUUACCAGGUUUGGUUCCCAUUGUCUGAACAUUUUAUAGAAUUGUCAAGGAUUGAAUUUAAAAAUCCAUCUGCCUGGCCUCAUAUGAUUAACCUGUCCUCCCACAGAUACUCUUUAGGUAACUUUUUAGUGUGUUAGUUAUUGCAAAUUGAUAAAUCUCACUUAUUUCUCCUUGAUAGGUACCAAAGUGUUAAAGAAAUAUUGUAUAUAUACCUUACUCAUUCUUGAGGGAUACGAUACUCUCCUUAUUUGGAACAUAACAUGUGCUACAUUUAACAUUUAACAUUAGUUUUGUAAAGUAUUAUUUUGCCAUUUAGAGAAAGGGUAGUUAGAACAUAAAACCUCAAUUUUAGUGUAGUUUAGAUAAAGAGGGAAUAAUAGGUAAAUUUCCUAGGCCAUGAAUUCAGGAGUGUAUUUCAGCCAUCUGCUUUGUAGAGAUGGUGCUGUCAUCUGUUUGUUACCUAGGCAUUACUAGUUACUUAGCAUAAUAAAAUCUCCAUGCAGAAAGCUUUCUUUGGCAUAAUUUGUUAAGGUUGAUAGCUAAAUUCAUUCACUAAUGUUACAGAGUAGGUAGUAUACAAGAGUUCUUGGACUUUUUCUUUAUGUGUGUAGAAAAGGAGAUUUAGGUUAAAAGAGUAGAGGCUAACUCAGACUGAGAGGAAAGGGUCCAGUCUUUCUAUUUUGUGGUCAGACUCCUAUCUCCUCAGUAAGUGUCUUAGUUUCUUUUCUGUUGCUGUGACGAAGAGCCCUGUCAAAAGCAACAUGAGGGAGAAAGGGAUCACUGACUCACAGUUCCGGUUACAGACCAAUUUUCAAAGAGUCACAAUGGCAGGAGCUCCAGACAUCUGGACACAUUGCAUCCACAGUCCGGAAGCUGAGAGCAGUGAAUGCAUGCUCAGUUCCCUUUCCUUUUCAUUUAGUCUUUGGCUUAGCCCAUGAACUGGUGCAGUCCACAGUGGGCAGGUCUUUCCACCUCAAAGCAAUCAAUGUAAUGCUCCAGACAUACCUAGAGGCCCAUCUUCUAUAUGAUUCUAGAUUCUGUUAAGUUGGCAAUUAACACUGACUAUCAUAGUAAGAUUUCCCCCAGGAAGAAGACUUGAUAUUUAAAGCAUAAGUAUCUUAUUUGUUUUAUAAUACUGAAAUAAUUAGUAUCUGCCCUCAGGUUUUGCCCUUUAAUAUGCUCAGUAGCAAGGCUUCCAAAUGGGUUUUCCUCUUUAUCUUUUAGAGUAAAGCAGCCUUUGGCUAAUUUCUAGUGCCCUUGGCAUUUCAUUUAAUCAAAUCACUGAAAAAGAAAAACUAUAUUUUGUUUUGCCUCACAAAUGCUAAAACCUUGAGAAAUACUACCUCAUUACCUAGUCAAGAUCCUGGGAUAACAAUCUAUUCUGUAUAAUAUCUGAGAGACAGCAACUUAGGGAACAUCAUGGAGGAAAAUGCAUCCUGGCCUGGCUACAGAGGGAAGGAGAAGGGACUGAACAUUUAUGUAAGUGUUCCUGACAGGAAUGUUAGCACAGUGCUUGCCAUAAAAGCUUGAAAAUCUUAAGAACCGUUGAGUUAUAUUUAGGUAUCUCUUCUGGAAUUCUUUGUGGUUCACUUUUUGUGGGAACUAAUGUAGUGAAAUACUAAAAAUAAUUUUUUUUUGAAGAAAGGUGUUUUUCCAGAUAAAUUGUAGUGUAAAACAUGCAUAUAGUGAGAAGUAUGUAAUUCUAUAAUUGUGGAAUGCCUGUAUGCUUUGUUUGGUACAUCUUCCAUGGAGGUGUCAAUGAACCUAAUACUCCACCUGUGAAUAUUUUAAAUGUUGAAAUAAAAACAAGAAAUGUA
Molecule: messenger RNA, 4830 nt
Organism: Peromyscus californicus insignis
Lineage: Eukaryota; Metazoa; Chordata; Mammalia; Rodentia; Cricetidae
Gene: Sub1
Product: SUB1 regulator of transcription
Exons: 5
Coding region: 1397-1780 (127 amino acids)
Biological process (GO): positive regulation of transcription initiation by RNA polymerase II
Cellular component (GO): transcription regulator complex; nucleus
Molecular function (GO): transcription coactivator activity; DNA binding
Source: RefSeq, a predicted model, not a curated record